This is a messenger RNA of Impatiens glandulifera, 1293 nucleotides long. RefSeq names its product aspartic proteinase CDR1-like. The coding region runs from base 1 to 1293 and encodes 430 amino acids. Gene Ontology annotation, cellular component: extracellular region. The record is from RefSeq and is a predicted model, not a curated record. The transcript has 3 exons. NCBI's taxonomy places the organism in Eukaryota, Viridiplantae, Streptophyta, Magnoliopsida, Ericales, Balsaminaceae.
AUGGCUACCAGCUUUUCUUUCACCAAUGUCUCAUUCUUCGUGUUUUACAUCUUCACCAACGUCUGUUCCGCGUACUCCGCAUUGAUGGGUUUCAGUACCAUACUGAUCCAUCGAGAUUCACCGGCGUCACCGUUUUACGACCCGUCUAUGAAUCAGACCGAACGCUUGGACGGAGCCAUCCGCCGGUCAUUGACACGCCUGUCUCAUUUCAAACGGCCAACAGCUCAUAUAAACGCGACGAUCUUGCCUAGUACGGGCGAAAACCACCCAAUGCUCACCCCUAAUGUCGGAACACCGCCAUUCAAGCAACUAGCGAUCGCAGACACCGGAAGCGACAUCACUUGGACCCAGUGCCUUCCGUGCGACGACUGUUUCAAGCAAGAUCAACCGAUUUUCAAUUCCGAGAAUUCUUCGACCUUUAAACUACUCUCAUGUGUUAGGAUUUCUUCUGGAUACUGUUCAAGGACCACCGAAACUUGUAAGUACCAUAUAUCCUAUGACUAUGACGAGUCCACAACCGACGGAGUUCUGGCUAUCGAUACGUAUACCUUGGGAGGUACAUCAAUCCCCAAUUUGCUAUACGGUUGCUCCCACGAAAGCCAAGGCGUGUACCUUCCCGACACUGCUGGCAUUGUCGGCCUAGGAGGUAGGUCCAUUUCGCUAGUGGACCAACUCAGAAAGUCUAUAGCUGGAAUGUUCUCGUACUGUUUGUUGUCUGAUCACACAACAGGAGCGAGUAGUAAAAUCAGCUUCGGUUCGAAAGCUGUCGUGGCUGGACCCGGCGUGGUCUCCACCAGGCUGUUGGUAGUUGAAACCUUCUAUUUCCUAACAUUGGAAUCGAUUAGUGUCGACGGAGAAAAAUCAAGAAGAAUUUUCUUCAAGGGAGCAUCGAAAUCAGGCCAAAUUGAUGAAAAAGGUAACAUCGUAAUUGACUCGGGCACCACAAUGACUUUUCUUCCCCGGAUUGUGUACCAAAAGUUAGAGGACAUCAUGAAGAGCGUUAUUAUGGCCGACCCAGUUCCACAUCCAAAAAAGUACUUGAGCCUCUGUUACAUUGUUAACAAAGACUUUACUGCUCCAACCAUCACAAUCCAUUUCGCAGGUGGGGCUGAAUUGACAUAUCCUUGGACAACAACAUUCUACAUGUAUGGAAAUGUUGGAUGCCUCGGUUUCUUGCCAACUGACGACAUUUAUAACAUAUACGGGAACCUAUUGCAGAUGGAUUUCUUGAUCGGUUAUGAUCUUGAAAACGGUGUCAUUUCCUUCAAGCCAACUGAUUGCUCGAAGGAAUAG